Molecule: messenger RNA, 1589 nt
Organism: Cyprinodon tularosa
Lineage: Eukaryota; Metazoa; Chordata; Actinopteri; Cyprinodontiformes; Cyprinodontidae
Gene: tafa3a
Product: TAFA chemokine like family member 3a
Exons: 5
Coding region: 451-849 (132 amino acids)
Molecular function (GO): receptor ligand activity
Source: RefSeq, a predicted model, not a curated record
ACAGCUUAGAUUCAUUUCUUUAACUGCACCAAGCUGUUGCCAAAGCCGAAUCAUACGCAUUUCGUUGGAGGAGGAUUGUAAAAAAAGAAGUAAUAAAAACUCAGCCUGCUUUAAUCCAAAAACUAUGAGUGACUGUUGGGCUGCAGCGGCUCUGUGGCGGAUGGCAAGUUGUGAGUCAGACCUGGAGGACGCGCAACUUUUAUAGACUUUCAAGUCCGCUGCUUGUGAGUAACCAGCAGCGCAGUUUAGAGUCCUUUGACUCCUGGAUUGCGCGUCUGGAGAGCUUUGGCAUCAGAGCGCGGCGAGUUUCAGUUCGCUGCUGCCCAGGGCGUCUCUGAUCGAGAAGGAGAUGAUAAAUCCACUAAGAACAUGUUUGUGGUGUUUGCGGGUUGCAAUGGAGAAUAAAUGAACUGGACGUUAAUCGGGAUUAACUGAGAGCACAAAAGCAGAAUGCAGGAGAGGGAUCUACAGAGCAUGUGCAGAAGGGUGCUGCUUCUGACCAUCUGUUUGGUGUCUCUCUUGGGACAAUUGACAAGUGCAUCAUCACACCGAAGCCACAUAGUACACGUGAAAGCAGGAACCUGUGAGGUAAUUGCUGCACACCGAUGCUGCAACAAGAACAAGAUCGAAGAAAGAUCCCAGACUGUCAAAUGCUCCUGCUUCCCUGGACAGGUGGCGGGAACAACAAGAGCAGCUCCAUCUUGUGUAGACGCAUCAAUAGUUGCACAGAAGUGGUGGUGUCAGAUGCAUCCCUGCAUGGAUGGAGAAGAGUGUAAAGUGCUACCAGAUCUCAAAGGAUGGAGCUGCAGUACAGGAAACAAAGUAAAGACAACAAAGGUUACCCGAUAGUUGUAUUUUUCCAGAACAAAGAUAUAUGGACCCAAGAUGUGUCUUUUAUCAUCCCUGAAGGACAUUUUGGAUCCCAAGGAAUUAAUGGACUGGCAGAAACCAGGGACCAAUACGGACAUUAGUCUCAGACAUUCCAGUGAAUGAAAAGAUGGAAUGUAUGAGGAAACUCACAUGAGACUACAGUCCCUAACAGAUUCUUGACUUUUUGUCUAGCAUCAACAGUAGCUUAUUCUCUACUCUGCUGCCCACCAAAUCUCUCUUUGUAAUAUACUUCUAAUCCAAUGGAUUUCAAAACCCAACAAUGAUGUUAUCUAUUUAUUGACUUUAAAAACUGGAUAAGAUAGUGAAAAAAAUCACCCUCAAAACAUGUGAUGUGAAACUUUUGUGUCAUGUUCUUGCUACAAGAAGCCCUGGGACUUUGGUGCAUAUCUCUGUGGAGGCUCUUGUGAGGUCAUACGCAUUUUAAUUCCUUUUAGCCUUAUGGAGGAGAUGUCUCUUCUGUUUCCUUUUGUUCAUUUGAAAAAGAAAAGCCUGAUAUUUCUUCUUUUAAACUUUAUUAGGAUGAUUAGUCCACUUUGAAAAGACACGUGCAAUAAAAACACCCAGAAAUAAAAAAAGUAAUUAAAGGUCAACGUAGCUGUGUUCUGCAAAAUGCUUAAAUGGUAUCUGUUAUUUCAAAGCCUGGUGACUGCUAUUCAUUACAAAUGUCAACAUUAUCUCAAUAAAUCUAAGUCAAUGAA